GGGACAUCCCUGAGGGAAGGGCCGGGAGCGGGAGCGCCCCAGCGGCCGGCGGGCGGGCGGGCGAGCGGACGAGCGGCGCGGAGCCGGCCCGAGGCGCGCGCCGAGGGAGCCCCGUCCCCGGUCGUGGGGGCACCGCCCGCAGGCUCUGCGGGGUGGGCAGCUCCCGGGCCUGCCAUGAGCUCUCCGCCGCCCGCCCGCAGUGGCUUUUACCGCCAGGAGGUGACCAAGACGGCCUGGGAGGUGCGCGCCGUGUACCGGGACCUGCAGCCCGUGGGCUCGGGCGCCUACGGCGCGGUGUGCUCGGCCGUGGACGGCCGCACCGGCGCUAAGGUGGCCAUCAAGAAGCUGUAUCGGCCUUUCCAGUCCGAGCUGUUCGCCAAGCGCGCCUACCGCGAGCUGCGCCUGCUCAAGCACAUGCGCCACGAGAACGUGAUCGGGCUGCUGGACGUAUUCACUCCUGAUGAGACCCUGGAUGACUUCACGGACUUUUACCUGGUGAUGCCGUUCAUGGGCACCGACCUGGGCAAGCUCAUGAAACAUGAGAAGCUAGGCGAGGACCGGAUCCAGUUCCUCGUGUACCAGAUGCUGAAGGGGCUGAGGUAUAUCCACGCUGCCGGCAUCAUCCACAGAGACCUGAAGCCCGGCAACCUGGCUGUGAACGAAGACUGUGAGCUGAAGAUCCUGGACUUCGGCCUGGCCAGGCAGGCAGACAGUGAGAUGACUGGGUACGUGGUGACCCGGUGGUACCGGGCUCCCGAGGUCAUCUUGAAUUGGAUGCGCUACACGCAGACGGUGGACAUCUGGUCUGUGGGCUGCAUCAUGGCGGAGAUGAUCACAGGCAAGACGCUGUUCAAGGGCAGCGACCACCUGGACCAGCUGAAGGAGAUCAUGAAGGUGACGGGGACGCCUCCGGCUGAGUUUGUGCAGCGGCUGCAGAGCGAUGAGGCCAAGAACUACAUGAAGGGCCUCCCCGAAUUGGAGAAGAAGGAUUUUGCCUCUAUCCUGACCAAUGCAAGCCCUCUGGCUGUGAACCUCCUGGAGAAGAUGCUGGUGCUGGACGCGGAGCAGCGGGUGACGGCAGGCGAGGCGCUGGCCCAUCCCUACUUCGAGUCCCUGCACGACACGGAAGAUGAGCCCCAGGUCCAGAAGUAUGAUGACUCCUUUGACGACGUUGACCGCACACUGGAUGAAUGGAAGCGUGUUACUUACAAAGAGGUGCUCAGCUUCAAGCCUCCCCGGCAGCUGGGGGCCAGGGUCUCCAAGGAGACGCCUCUGUGAAGAUCUCUGGGCUCCGGGGUGGCAGUGAGGACCACCUUCACCUUCCACCUGAGAGGGGACUCUCGUUGCCACCUUGACCUUGGCUGGGGCUUGCAUCCCAAGGCAUCCAUCAGAGCAGACGCCCGGGUUCCAUGGACCCUCCUCCCCACGGCCAUGCCUCUGCUCUUGGGCGCCCAUCAUGGAGGAGCACCUGAACUUUCUGGACAAGACCUCUGGCCGACCUGGGGAUGGCCUCUGAUCCCUGGAGCAGUGGCCCACUUGCCCGGUGCUCUCAGAAACCUCAGAGCUGGUGGGGCUCCAGAUCAGGCCUUGGCCUCUGAGCCCUGCCUGCUCUGGGCCAUGCAGAGGAAGGACAGAGGGUGGGCGCAGGGCACCAACUCAGGGACAUCCCCUCUCCUGGGCGACGUCAGUGGACCUUCCUGCACCCCCAGCCUGGAAUGUAAAUCAGCUGUGUGGUGCCCGCGUGGCUGGAAGGAAAUAGACCCUUUUGUAGCUCCCUG
Messenger RNA from Homo sapiens (human), 1778 nucleotides. RefSeq names its product mitogen-activated protein kinase 12 (gene MAPK12). Lineage: Eukaryota; Metazoa; Chordata; Mammalia; Primates; Hominidae. Gene Ontology annotation, molecular function: ATP binding; MAP kinase activity; protein serine/threonine kinase activity. The record is from RefSeq and is marked reviewed. Bases 175 to 1278 code for a protein of 367 amino acids. The transcript is spliced from 12 exons. Gene Ontology annotation, cellular component: nucleus; cytoplasm; mitochondrion. Gene Ontology annotation, biological process: MAPK cascade; negative regulation of cell cycle; cellular response to stress.